AUGCAUAUUAUCACAAUCUUCGUUCAAACAGUUGCUGGACUCGCCACCCUGGCAUCUUGCGGGUCCACCAAAUUCCUUACACCCCCAGAAUCAGACUCAGAAUGGCCUGAAGAUCGCGGCACGGGAAAAAACGAACGCUACGAGCCUGGAGACGUGAUAGUGAUCACCUGGAAGACAGAUCUGGGAGAUGUUGAUCUCGAAAUAUAUCAACUUGCUGCAGAUGGGUUUGUUAAUUACAGGCCAAUGAGAACAUCACAUAAGGUUGAUUUAACGACCAGCAUCUGGGAUGCUGAGUACGAUUUGCUUGAUCUGGCACUGAAUAAUGAGGAUUCAGUGUACUGGUUCAUGUUGUCUAGCUCGGGUGAGGGACGUGUUGCUCAAUCGGUACAUAUAAAUGUCACCGCCCCACAAAAUGACGAGACAAUGUCUGUCAGCGUAUCGACAACCUUGACCUUUCGACAAGAAGAACCAUCAUCGACCACGGAGCAGGUUUUGGUUUUGGAGACGGAUACUGAGCCCACCACGACUGGUUCAUCCCCGAGUGAAGAGACAAGCUCUAGCGCAGAUCAUGGUUUAGACUCAGGACUAUCUCGAGGGGAGACCGCAGGUGUAACUGCAGGUGCAAUAAUUGGUGGCCUGUUGAUUCUCGGUGGUAUUGGAUGGUUUGCUUGGAGAAGAUUGGCAAUGAGGAAAAAGGAUGCUGAAGGUCUUCAGCAUCAGCAACAACAGUUUUGCUGUGCGGAAACGAAACAUGAGCUUCCCGGCAACCUGAAUACACAUCCUUCAGAUUAUGCAAGAAGCCUGCCAGGACUUUACGAAGCACCCUAA
Fusarium graminearum PH-1 is the source of this 828-nucleotide messenger RNA. RefSeq lists its product as uncharacterized. Lineage: Eukaryota; Fungi; Ascomycota; Sordariomycetes; Hypocreales; Nectriaceae. The transcript has 2 exons. The coding region runs from base 1 to 828 and encodes 275 amino acids. The record is from RefSeq and is a predicted model, not a curated record.